This is a messenger RNA of Desarmillaria tabescens, 1025 nucleotides long. Its product is annotated as kinase-like protein. The transcript has 3 exons. The record is from RefSeq and is a predicted model, not a curated record. The coding region runs from base 67 to 897 and encodes 276 amino acids. Lineage: Eukaryota; Fungi; Basidiomycota; Agaricomycetes; Agaricales; Physalacriaceae.
CAAAGGUUGAGUGGCCUUAUGCUUGAGGUUUAAGCUGGCCAUACCUACCUACAUUUGCUUAGAGCCAUGCAGCGUUUUCUCUGUCGUCUUCUAUCUAGGCUCUGUCCAUUUUUCCCUUUAUCGCUGCGCAUUCGCCUGUGGCUUUAUUUGCAGGGUGUUGGGGUCCGUAAAUGGGGUCGCAGCGUUGGGGCACAAGUGCUGCCUUUCGGCUUAUAUAUGAAGCAAAGACCGAUUUCUGCUGAAUAUGUCGAGGACAAGGUGCUCCAAUUCGUUAGCACUCACACCUCUAUACCCGUACCCGAAUUGGUUGAUUCCUUUCAGCACGAUGGCCGUCAAGUAAUUAUAAUCCAAGGUCUUCCUGGAAAUGAUCUCUUCGACAUCACCAAAGUGGCUACUCAAUUGACAUCCUAUUUAUGUCAGCUACGUGCUAUUCCCCUUCCCCAUCCGCCAUCCAUUUCUGGAUUUGCUAGCAAGUCAAUAAGGGACACUCGACUUUCACUCUCAAACCAUCCCGUUACAUCCUUUGAUACUGUUGCUGAAUUCCACAAAUUCUUCAUCGCCUGCCAGUUUCUUGAAAUUCCCCCUCAGGAUGAAGAAAGUGUUCGGAAACUCAUCACUACGGCGCAUGAGAAGCCUCACUCCAUUGUAUUCACGCACAACGACUUGCAUCCUUGUAAUAUUCUGGUUGAUCGACAUCUGAAGAUCACUGGUAUAAUUGACUGGGAACAAGCUGGUUGGAUGCCGGAAUACUGGGAAUACACUAAAGCCUGCUUCGUGCCGAUUUUCAAUGGCAGUCGCAGCAGGUGGCCUGUUAUUAUGAGGGAGGUCUUUCCACAGUAUGAGGAUGAACUCAAGGCGGAAAAGGCACUAGUCCGGUAUCGAACUGUUUAUAACUAGACUUUCUGUAACCUCGAAAUAUUAUGCGGUACCGAUACUUAAGCAAGUUGCUUGAGUGUCACUUGAUGACUUUCAAAUAGCCCAUAGAGGCCGCCGCCUGACAUUGUCCCACCAUACUUGAGUAUUGC